CGUUAAGCCAAGCAGCAGAAGGGUGCGAGCAGAAAGGAGACCAGGGGAGGUCUAAUGGCACCCUCCCAGAUUACCCUGCGCUUAUUUUAAAUGCGUCGACUGACUGACGCACACUUUGGUCGCCGGCUUUCUCGGAGGAAGAUCGAGAUAAACGAGUUGUUACUCCUGUUGCACGAGAUGUGCCAAACUGUUCCGGGCCUGCACUUUUAAUGCUGACCCACCAAUGUAAAGAUGGACUGCACAUGUUUGAGACAAACAGGCUCUUGAUGCACAUCCAAAGGAUACAAUCCAGCCAAAAGACCGACCAAGCCACAGCAGAGAAAGGACUCCCAUCGCUCGUACCGCUGAUAUGAUGCUCUGCUACACAUUUGUGUACCACUUGCUCUCUUUGGCAGCACUUGCAGUAAUCGUGGGCUGCGGAGGAGGCGAGCAGAGGAGAGGGACCGACAGAGGGGCCGACGGCAGCACCGGCAGCGCAGGUGGCGGCGGCAGCACCGCAGGAAGCGGCGGAAGACGUCUACACAAGAUCCAGCAUGGCCAGUGCACCUACACCUUCAUCCUACCCGAAGGAGGAGCGGCGGGCGAAGGUUCCUGCAAGGAGGCGAAGGCCGGGGGCCCUCAGUACAACACCAACUCCCUCCAGAGGGACUCGCCGCCACCUGAGCCGGACUUUUCCAAUCAGAAGAUCCAGCAACUGGAGCACAUUAUGGAGAAUUACACCCAGUGGCUGCAGAAGAUUGAGAAUUACAUCAAAGAAAGCAUGAAAACAGAGAUGGUUCAACUGCAACAGAGCGCUGUCCACAACCACACGGCAGCCAUGUUGGAAAUGGGCACCAACCUUCUCUCUCAAACUGCGGAACAGACACGGAAGCUGACUGACGUCGAGACCCAAGUUUUGAAUCAGACAUCAAGGCUUGAGAUUCAGCUUCUGGAAAAUUCUCUGUCCACUAACAAGUUGGAGAAGGAGUUAAUGGUGCAGACCAAUGAGAUCAGCAAGCUCCAUGACAAGAACAGCCUCCUGGAGCAGAAGAUGUUAGAGAUGGAGAUGAAGCACCAAGAAGCGUUGGAGACGCUAAAGCAGGAGAAAGGGAGCCUCCAGGUUCUUGUCGGGAGGCAGAGCGGGGUUAUCAAGGAGCUGGAGACGCAGCUGAGCAGCACCACAGGAAACAGCACUGCCCUGCAAAGGCAGCAGCAGGAGAUGAUGGAUACUGUCCACAACCUACUCAACCUUUGCUCCAAAGAUGGAGUUCCAAAGCCGUUGGACGAAGAGAAGAAGUUCCGCGAUUGUGCCGACCUUUACCAGGCAGGCUUUCAUAAGAACGGAGUCUACAACAUCCAGAUCAACCAGCAAGAAAACAAACGGGUGUAUUGCAACAUGGAAACAGCUGGCGGCGGAUGGACGGUCAUACAGCGUAGAGAGGAUGGCAGUGUGGACUUCCAGAGGACGUGGAAGGAAUACAAAAUGGGUUUUGGGAGCACAUCUACAGAGCACUGGCUGGGGAACGAGUACGUCUACCAGUUGACCAGCCAAAGGCAGUAUGUCCUUCGCGUGGAGCUGACAGACUGGGACGGACACCAAGCCUUCUCGCUGUAUGAUCGCUUUCAAAUUGGCAGUGAGAAACAGAACUACAGGCUGUUCCUGAAAAGCCACAGCGGGACGGCAGGCAGACAGAGCAGCCUGGUGAUCCACGGGGCAGACUUCAGCACCAAGGACAUGGACAACGAUAACUGCAUGUGCAAGUGCGCUCUCAUGCUCACUGGUGGUUGGUGGUUUGAUGCCUGUGGCCCAUCCAACCUUAACGGCAUGUACUUCACGCAAGGACAACACGUGGGGAAGUUAAACGGCAUCAAGUGGCACUACUUUAAAGGCCCCAGCUACUCGCUACGAGCCACAGGCAUGAUGAUCCGCCCGUUGGACUUCUCCUCCUAGCCGUAAAAACCGCGGCUAUGUAGCACAUUAGUGGGACGCUUCCAGUUUUGUCCUCAUCUCAUUUCACCGGCCGGGCGUCGUAACCUCCCCCCCCCCCCCCCCCCCCCCCCCUCCUCGCUGGAACUGCAGUAAGAGCCGUGGGGAAGGAAAACAAAGCGAGGCGUGAUUUAUGCACCCCAUCACAAUAGCACACUUGCAAUUAUUUAAGGUACAAAAAUAGGUCAUGUGUGUUUAUCCCACACUGGGAAAUUUGAAUAACAAGAAACGUGGGGAUUGUUCUUUUAGGACGGUCGGAAUAGUGCAGAGCAGAGACGACUCACAAACUGCAGGACAGAACGGAUCUCUUAUGCUCUGAGGACACAACUUGUCUUUGGAAAUGUUAUACCGUAAUUUUCGGACUAUAAGUCGCAGUUUUUUUCAUAGUUUGGCCGGGCUCCAGUGCGACUUAUAUGUUUUUUUCCUUUUUUAUUAUGCAUUUUUGGCAGGUGCGACUUAUACUCCGGUGCGACUUAUCCUCCGAAAGAUACGGUAAUUAUACUUUGUGUUUUUAGGUAUUCAUCUCGUACGGCAACUGUAUACAUUAGCCACCAUCACAUGAAUGUCGUUAUUACAUUACAGUGCAUUCUACAUUUCUACGUGCGUUAGGGUUGACUUUAAAAGGCGAACUUCAUGUGUAAAUAGGAAUUAUGAUGGCAGUUAGUUAUGUAGUAGUAAUCAUUUUCCGAGUAGACAUAUUUAGCGUUUACAAAUGAAUGGCUAGUGCAAGUUAAAGUACCACUGAUAGUCACACAAUUACUCUCUGCAUUCGACCCAUCCCCUUGUUCCACCCCCUGGGAGGUGAGGGGAGCAGUGAGCAGCAGCGGUGGCCGCGCCCGGGAAUCAUUUUUGGUGAUUUAACCCCCAAUUCCAACCCUUGAUGCCGAGUGCCAAGCAGGGAGGUAAUGGGUCCCAUUUUUAUAGUCUUUGGUAUGACUCGGCCGGGGUUCGAACUCACGGGCGGACACUCUAACCACAAGGCCACUGAGCUCUGCCAUUUAAAUGAUCAAUUCUAUGAAGGAGGGUCACAGUGAAAAGAAAAACAAGAAUCAAGAUGUUAUGUUACGGCUUGAAAAAAGGGGUCUCAAACUCAACUAACCAAUGGCAAGGUAGACUCUGGGCAAUGCUAGGCCACAUAAAGAGCUCUUCAACCUUGUGACUAAUUCGUCAACAAGUACAAGUACAUGCAGAAUGCCAUUCACCAUCGUAGAACUAUAAGUGCUUUUAUCAAGAUGGUAACCAGGUUUGCAAAUGUAACAAAUUUGUCCCGUGUCAGCAUAAAGUCAACUCUCAGAUCUUCUAUUGUUCACCAAUGCUGCUGGAGUUUGGAUAUUAAUCAAGUCAAUGUAUUCUUGCAGCAAAUUGUUCACAUCAGAAUCAAAUAUUCGUUAUUAAUUAAGUUUUGCAGCACAAUCUCAUUCAAGAUCAGACAAACAUUACAGGGAGACAGAAUGGGAACGCUGACGGUUCCGCCAACUUCCGGUGCUCCUGAGAAAAAAGGUUAAGAACAGGUCAACGCUAAGGGUUGUUAGAAAGAAAAAAAAUCAGUCUAAGCCUGGGCCCUUGGAGAGGAGGUCCAGACUGAGGCCAAGGGGGGAAAAAAUGAUAGCCAUAGCACACAUAAGCAUGUGUGUAAGAGGGAAGCAUCAAAGAUAACAAAGGACGUUAAAGACAUUCAAAGAGUUGAUGCAACCAGCUAUUUCAACAAACAGCUACAAAAGUAAAAACAAAAACAUAUACACUGUGGUGGCCUCUGCGGUGUUCCGCGCCAUCGUCUGCUGGGGUGGGGGGGAGCAUAGCCAGAGACAGGAGCAUACCCAACAAAGCAACCCGCCAACUCUCGGCCAGUGUCCAGUCGGCAUGGAUGAGCGAGGACGCGUCUAAGGAGACCGAGGCGUCCGAUACACGCUCAUUCAGCCAAGACAUUGUGAAGAUUGUCCGUCCCGACAUCUAUUUGUCUUUUCGCGAGGUUCGCAUAACGACAGCAGAAUGUGGCUCCAUGGAAGGUACGGUACUGUAGGAGAGGAGAAACACAGUACGUGUCUGGUGUAAGUGCGUCUUGCUGAAAGUGUGUGUGUCUGUAUAAGUGUGUCAAUCAUUUUAGGUUCCUAUUGUAGGCACACCUGAUGUCAUUGUUGGAGUAACACGAUGAAGAUGACCCCAUUGAUGUGUGCCACUGAUAACUCAGCUUUUACCUCAUUAAACUGUAGAUUUGAUCAUUGAUUUAUUUAAACAUAUUUUGUAACAUGUGGGCAAUGUUGUGUUGCUAUCAAAUAAAAUGUGAUGCACUAUGGUUAAAA
Molecule: messenger RNA, 4266 nt
Organism: Nerophis lumbriciformis (worm pipefish)
Lineage: Eukaryota; Metazoa; Chordata; Actinopteri; Syngnathiformes; Syngnathidae
Gene: angpt1
Product: angiopoietin 1
Biological process (GO): blood coagulation
Source: RefSeq, a predicted model, not a curated record